Saprolegnia diclina VS20 is the source of this 1198-nucleotide messenger RNA. RefSeq lists its product as hypothetical. Gene Ontology annotation, molecular function: protein binding. The transcript has a single exon. NCBI's taxonomy places the organism in Eukaryota, Oomycota, Saprolegniomycetes, Saprolegniales, Saprolegniaceae. The record is from RefSeq and is a predicted model, not a curated record. The coding region runs from base 1 to 1116 and encodes 371 amino acids.
AUGGACGUGGUGCUUGUGAACCAGACGUCGGUCGCCACGCUCGACGGCAUGCUGCACCUGGACGAAGCGGACGUGCUCGCUUUGGGGGGCACGGUCGCCCAGUUUACCGCCGCCCUGGUGCGCAAGGCACGUCUGUCGCCUCGGACCGAAGCGCACCUGAAGAUGUACGGCGUCUGCCUUCCGCGAUCCGCUGCUGUGGCGCCGUAUGAGCCCACACUUCGCACGCAGACGGCGCGCUGGGUGCUUGCCUUUAGCGUGCCAACGGCUACAUCGAUGCAGUUGUUUGUCAAGACGAUGUCGGGCUACACGGUGACGGUGAAUGCGACGCCAGCGCACUCGGUGGCCCAGCUCAAGCGCCACCUCGCGCGCAAGAUUGGCAGCGGCUACGUCGUCGAUCGACUCUGCUACUGCAGCCGGGAGCUCCGGGACGCGGCGACCGUCGGCGACUAUGGACUGCCGCAAUUCGCGACGCUGACGGAGCUGCCGCGCCUGCGCGGGGGCAGCGUCGGAUGUCUUUCAACGUCGGUCCUCGAGUCGCGCCCAUUUGUCAACCUGGGCGACAAUAAGCUCUUGGAGACGGUCGAGUUUGCAACGACGGCGCCGACGUGGCACCAGUGCAGCACGGGCCUCAACAUUCACGGUGUGUGCUUGACGCGAACGUGCCCCGCCUACGACAUGUGGGUAAUUGUGCCCCAGGGCAUGCAGCCCUUCAACUUGCUCGUGCACCAAGCCAAGUGCCCGAUGUGUGACGCACCUGUAGAGGCGGUCACGUGCGGCUUCCACGACUGUCGCUGGCGGUUUGAGGGUAUUGCAGCGGCGACCAAGAUGCACAUGAGCAGCGAGUGGGCCGAGGCGGCGGGCGGGCGCUACCACCAGUUUUCCCACUGCGUGGACGACAUUGUGCAGUGGCAGAGCCUCGUGCUCAUCGCCAAGCCGCUCGACAAGGCCGACGACUGCGCCGUGUGCUGCGAACCGCUUGCGGUCGGGGCGACGCGCAAGCUGCCGCGCUGCAAGCACACGUUUCACGUUGGCUGUGCGACCGAGUGGGCACGCAUGUGUGCGUUGCGGAACCGCCGCCCGAGCUGCCCGAGCUGCCGCACCGCCUACGUCAAGUAGGUAAGACCAGGAGGUGGACGACGCAAGGUUCGUCGAACGCCGGUUUAUAUCAAUGUUUUUUAAUUGAAGUCCAUACGAGGAA